Molecule: messenger RNA, 2112 nt
Organism: Saccoglossus kowalevskii
Lineage: Eukaryota; Metazoa; Hemichordata; Enteropneusta; Harrimaniidae
Source: RefSeq, a predicted model, not a curated record
AUGGUAUUUCCAUUAAAUGGUGCAGUCCAUUUAAGAGAUAACAGUUACAGAGGGAAGCCAGACACCACACCCUGGUAUCUUUCAGUCACGACACAGUCACCCCAGCAGGCAACAGCCAUGCAUUUUCACAUAAUUUUCGCUCUUGUCUUAUUUUCACGUAGCUAUGAAAUCGUGGACGGGCAAGAAGUGUGUCAAGAAUUCUACGACAUGUGCAUCGACGGCAACUAUUGCACAUACAUGUUCGUUACUCCGAAUGCAGACUACUUGGACGAUUGUCCCGAAUUCAGCGUGGUUAAAUCCGACUUGGACGACAUGACAAAGUACAUGCAGAAACAAGAAAAGAUGAUACAAGAAAUGUCGAUUGAACUUGAAGAGUUGAAACUCUCGAAAACUGAUCAAUAUGAAGAACGGCGAGAUAUGAAACAACAGAUGUGGGAUCAGGUGGAUGACUUGGAUCGACAUUGGCAGUGGAUACAGAGACAGCAAAAACAAAUCGACAAUCAGAAUGAGCUGAUCAACGAGUGGCAGUCACAAAUUGAAGAUAUGUGGAUCCAAGUCGAGGAGCAAAACUGGGUACAACGACUGCAAUACGAAUUGCAGCAGCAGCAGUACCAGAUAGAACUACACCAGGAGCUCAUCGAGGCACAGCAGGACAGUAUGGAGAGACAGCAGCGUGACUGGGAAGACAGCCACGGAGUAAUCUGGGAACAAAUGCAGGACUGGAUACUGGAUCAUCAGAAUAGUCUGAUAGAGUCGCUGAAAUUAGCGCAAUCACAAGACUCCAGCAGUGAGCUCGUACAUCAGCAAUGGGAAUCAAUUGGGCAGCUAGAGGACGAUAACUAUCAACAACAAAUCCUACUGGAGGAUUACCAACAUCAACUGACGUGUCUUGAAGAUAUGACAAGACAGAUAGCACGAGAGAUAGAAACAGACCAAGAACAAAACUCUGAUGAACCAGUUAGCAGAGUAACAGCGCAUUGUACGAGCCGGAGGUUCUCCGGAUAUUUCCACAAUAUCCAGAAGAUAACAACAUUAAAUGAGACUGUCAACUCACCACCACGUGAUGUCGCUGCAUUCAACAUUUAUCAGAAGCUAUACGUAGCAUAUACGUACGGAAAACGUUGUGAAAUUUACAUCUACAAUGACAACGGGACGUUCUCACUGCAUCAGCAAAUCGAGUUUGAUUAUCAGGAUCAAUACGAAUAUUUAAACCACUUCAUGGAGCAAUUUCAAAUACAGGGCACUCAAUACAUGAUUAUCGGACACGCUUCGAAAUUUGGACAUGUUGUAUAUCAAUUUGUGAACCGCAAGUUUGUGGAAAUUCAAAUUAUUGAGACCCCUCAGCAGCAGUUGAAGGACUGGGAGUUCUUUGCCAUCAGCAACGACGAAAUGGAGUACUAUUUAGCUGCAGCAAUCAACCGAGAAAUGUUGAACGUGGAAAAAGUUUUUAGUUCCGUGACUAACAGUACGAUCUACAAAUGGGAUCAUUAUGGGAAACGAUUUCAGCAUUUUCAAAAUAUCAAAACGACCGGUGCUCGGACUGUCCUGGCAUAUAAUCUGGCUGAUCAGAAUUAUCUGGCUUAUGGAUCAAGUUAUUUACUCGAAUCAUCUAAUCCGUAUAAUCUUCACGUACAGAUUUUCCGAUUUGAGGAAUCCAACAAAUUUGAAUUUUCUCAAACUUUGCCGAUUCCAGGCUGGACUACUGAUAUCGUUAGUUUCCGUGACGAUGGUGAUUUCUACUUACUUGAUGUUAAGUUUAUGAGCGUUAACGGCACGUAUAAUACAGCAUCCCCCAUAUACAAAUGGGACGAAAGAAUGAAAAAGUUUAUUAUCCACCAGAAAAUCAAAACGCAAGGUGCUACCAUGGCAUGUCCGUUUAUACUUAAUGACAACCGUUACAUAGCGAUCGUUAAUGCCUGGGAGGACGAGAACCACGAAAGUUAUACACCAAUCGAAGGCAGAAACACUAUGAUUCAUAAGAGAAAUGAACAGGGUCUUUUCGUUCCUUGGCAGGUCUUGGACGUCAAUUACGCAACUACAUGCGAAGCAUUUAAAGCAAAGGGAAAAGCAAGUUUGAUGAUCAGGAAAAAUUUAUUCCAGUAUCUUCCUUGA